Messenger RNA from Colletotrichum aenigma, 957 nucleotides. Its product is annotated as UPF0676 protein. Gene Ontology annotation, molecular function: dioxygenase activity. The transcript is spliced from 4 exons. Lineage: Eukaryota; Fungi; Ascomycota; Sordariomycetes; Glomerellales; Glomerellaceae. Bases 1 to 957 code for a protein of 318 amino acids. The record is from RefSeq and is a predicted model, not a curated record.
AUGGCCCCCAACGCGAACAUCCCCAUCAUCGACAUCGCCGCGCCUGGCGUCGACAGGGCCGCCAUCGCGCGGCAGCUUGUCGAUGCCGCGGUUGAGCACGGCUUCAUUUACAUCCGCAAUACCGGCAAGUACAUCAACCUCGGCGACAUCGAUGCUGCCUUUGACUUGUCGAAGAAGCUCUUCAAGGCUCCCGUCGGAGACUACAAGGAAGCCUUUAACUUUGGCGAAUUCAAAGACUCCAAAGCCCAGCAACCCCUGCCCCCAACAAUCCAGCCCGAUGAGCCCUUCCUGAACUCCUUCAGAGACCAGUGCCACGCCCUCUGCCUCGAGCUCCUCAAUCUCCUCGGCAUCGGCCUCGAAGUCGACCCGCCAACCUUCUUCUCCGCCGCCCACCUCCGCGAAAAGGGCGACUCGGGCACCAUCCUCCGCAUGCUCUACUACCCGCCCUCCUCCGCGACCUCCUCCUCCCCUGACGACGUCCGCGCCGGCGCCCACUCGGACUACGGCUCCCUGACCCUGCUAUUCCGCCUGCGCGGCCAGGCCGGCCUCGAGAUCCUGACCCGCGAGAACACGUGGGCCCCUGUGCCCGUGACGCCGCCCGGGACCGAGGCCGACGCGCUCCCGCCCAUCCUGAUCAACAUCGGCGACCUGCUGUCGUACUGGACCAACGGCAUGUUCCGCAGCACGGUGCACAGGGUCGUCUUCGGCGGCGAGGGCGCGCCCGGCGAGACGGACACGGGGCCGAGGUACUCGAUGGCCUUCUUCUGCCACCCCGUCGGAUCCGUCACCCUGGACCCGGUGCCGAGCGAGAGGGUGAAGCAGUUCGUCGCGCCGGAGGGCACGCCGCACGCGAACCCGUACGCGGAGAGGAAGGUCAUGACUGCUGAUGAGCAUCUGUUCAUGAGGCUGAGGGAGAGCUACAAGGGCCUGUAUAAAGAGGAGGAGACAAAAGCAUAG